Molecule: messenger RNA, 1387 nt
Organism: Phoenix dactylifera (date palm)
Lineage: Eukaryota; Viridiplantae; Streptophyta; Magnoliopsida; Arecales; Arecaceae
Product: choline-phosphate cytidylyltransferase 2-like
Biological process (GO): CDP-choline pathway
Molecular function (GO): phosphatidylcholine binding; choline-phosphate cytidylyltransferase activity
Source: RefSeq, a predicted model, not a curated record
AUUUGGAUUCGACUCAGAAAACUCCACCCUCUUUAUCAGUUGGUUCUGCAUCUCUCUCCUCUUGAUGCUGUAUCCAAUUGGCUUCGCAGAAACUUCGUCAAGGCAAAAGCAGGGAAAGCAAAAGAAAGGGGAAAAAACGUUAUUCCGAGCUCUUCAAAGAAGCUCCCACGAAUCUAACUAUUUACGAAAUAAAUAAAAAAAGAGUCAAAGGACGCGGCAGAGAACUCGUCUCCGUGACCCUUCUCGCAGUGGAAUUCGGCUUCAGAACUCCAAUGGCGGAUCCGACGCCGGAGAAGAAGGUGGAGGCGGAGGGCGAGGGGGAUAGGCCCGUCCGAGUCUACGCCGAUGGCAUCUACGAUCUUUUCCACUUCGGCCACGCCCGAUCCCUCGAACAGGCCAAGAAACUGUUUCCAAACACGUAUCUACUUGUUGGUUGUUGCAAUGAUGAAUUGACACACACAUAUAAAGGGAAGACUGUCAUGACUGAAGCUGAGCGUUAUGAAUCUCUUCGUCAUUGCAAAUGGGUUGAUGAAGUUAUUCCUGAUGCUCCUUGGGUGAUCACAAAGGAAUUCCUAGAGAAGCACAAGAUUGAUUUUGUAGCACAUGACUCCCUCCCAUAUGCAGAUGCUAGUGGAGCUGGCAAGGAUGUCUAUGAAUAUGUCAAGUCCGUUGGUAAAUUUAAGGAGACAAAACGCACAGAUGGGAUAUCAACAUCUGAUAUUAUAAUGAGAAUAGUUAAAGACUACAACCAGUAUGUAAUGCGCAACUUGGCCCGAGGAUACACUAGGAAGGACCUUGGGGUCAGCUAUGUGAAGGAGAAGCGGUUGAGAGUGAACAUGAGCUUGAAAAACUUGCAGGAUAAUAUGAAGAAGCAGCGAGAAAAGGUAGAGGAGAAGUUGCAAACGGUUGCAAAAACUGCAAGCUUGUUGCACGAUGAGUGGGUGGAAAAUGCAGAUCGCUGGGUUGCUGGUUUUCUUGAGAAGUUUGAGGAAGGGUGUCACUCAAUGGGUGCGGCCAUCAAAGAAAGAAUUCAGGGGAGCUUGAAGAGGGGGCAAUCAAGAGACUUCAGCUUGUUGCAGUAUGAGGAUGAGGAAGAAGAGUAGCCAACAUAUAUUAGGUAUAAAUUACAAUGCUUUUGCGGUGUGGGUUUAGAAAAAAUGGCUCACGAAAAGGAUAUCUUAGCUGAAAUUAGCCCACAUGACCAUACCCACCCAAAUCUUAUACUUGUCAGCUCGUGUGCUGCCACCAGUUUACUGUGAGUUAUGGAUGAUUUUGUUUGGUGUUUACUUUAGUUAUAUUAUAUUUGUCAACCCACUAUCUACAAAAAAUGGAAGCUGACUCUUAUUUGUGUUACCGUAGUUACCCUAAAAUAUUGAAACUUUUUACU